AUGUUCGGGUCGUCCUCGGAGGACGUCGUCGUGCCGCGCGCGUUCAAGCUGCUGAAGGAGCUGGAGAAGGGCGAGAAGGGCGGCGCGGGCCUGCCGCCGUACCUCUCGUACGGACUCGCGGACGCGGACGAGGACGAGGACAUGCGCGCGUGGACGGGGACGAUCCUCGGACCCGCGGGAACGACGCUGGACAUGCGCGUGCUGGAGCUCGCGAUCGAGUGCGGGAGCGCGUACCCGGAGAGACCGCCGGAGAUGCGAUUUAAGACGAAGGUGAAUCUGCCAUUCGUGAAGGGCGACGGGACGGUGGAUUUGAAGACGCUGGGCGUCGCGCAGGCGUGGAAGAGGAAUAACUCGAUCGAGGACGCGCUGAACGCGGUGUAUCACGCGAUGAUGCGACCGGAGUGUCGAAGGGCGCCGCAACCGGCGGAGGGGACGAGAUAUUGA
This is a messenger RNA of Ostreococcus lucimarinus CCE9901, 444 nucleotides long. RefSeq lists its product with no specific name. The transcript has a single exon. Lineage: Eukaryota; Viridiplantae; Chlorophyta; Mamiellophyceae; Mamiellales; Bathycoccaceae. Gene Ontology annotation, biological process: protein K63-linked ubiquitination; DNA damage tolerance. Gene Ontology annotation, cellular component: nucleus. The coding region runs from base 1 to 444 and encodes 147 amino acids. The record is from RefSeq and is a predicted model, not a curated record.